AUGGCCCUUGAUGCGCAGCAGCGGUGGCAGAAGAUCAAGGUUCUGAUGCGCAUGGUGGCUGGUCUCGCCAGAGAUCAACUGCAACGGGGUCUUCCCCUGGCGGCGCUCAACCUCCUGUCUGGCGCCAAGAUGCACGGCUUGCCCGUCGUCUUCAUGGCCCCUCUGCUCUCGCUCGUCGCAACUUGGCCUUCGCGGACAGCGGCGUCGUCUACAUCGCUGAUGGGGGGGGCCUUCAGGAACCGUGCGAUGGACUGCAACCAGGGCCGCUUCGACGCGAUCGGACAGCGCCCAGCUCGCGCUGGACGCCGUCGCCGACAGCAGCCGCAAGGUGAUGGCUCUCCAGCUGGCGUUCCAGAGAUGGCCAAGGUACAGGUCACAAGUAUGCGGCGGGCGCUGGCUUGGAACCCGACGCAGCGUCGGCUCGUUUUGGAUGGCUUCAAGCACGAUCAGCCGGCAGACGGCGCGAUCAUCAGGAGCCCAACCGACAUGGCCAAUGCGACCCGCGAGCACUGGGAGCCCGUCUUCGCAGCUGCCUCUGGCAGCGACGAGGCCAUUCCUGAGUAUCUGGCGUGCCUGCGGCUCUAUGGCAUCCUGAUUAUCCCCUGUCUCUCCUACCUCUGCCAGUUCUUCUUUCUCCCUUUUACCCUUCUCCAGGAAGAGCUGCUCGCGCUGCGCAAACUCUCACGUCUGCCUCCAUCUAGUUUCUCUCUCGCGGAGCUGUUGUCUCUCCAGUGGCUCCACAUGCCCGAGCCGCUUCGAGCCAUGAGUGUCGCUGUGAUUUGGAGGGCGGCGGGGCGGACGUUCAGAGGGUGGGGGAUUGUUGGUCGAAGCUUCGCGCUUGAGCCUUCGCGGAGGCGCCCGCAGUUCAGGCGCUCCGAGCCCGCUGGCUGGCAGUCCAGCCCGCUUGGCCUCUGGCGAAGGUCUGCGGUCCGUGAGCAAGUCCUUGACGCGUUGGGCCUCGAAGAGGCCGUGGGCAUUCUGGCUGCCGCCGCGCCGGCGGUCGAGGCGGCGCCCGCCGCCGCCGAGGAGCCACCGCAGGCGCGCGCGGGCCGCCUGGCCAGCGACGACGACGACGUCUCGGCUCGGACGGCGUACGCCGGCUUCGCGGCUCCCCCUGGCCCGACCCGGUGGCGCUCGCAGGCGAUGGCCAUCACCCUCGAGCGGGCUGCCCAGUGCGCUGGCGCAGCCGCCGCUGCCGCGCCCGGCGAGGCAGCCGCCAGAGGCGCGGCGGCCGGGCUGGGGGCCAGAGCCCAGCUGCGGCCAGGAGGCGCAGCCGUCGACCCCAGGCGGUGCGCCGCUGGGGCCGGCGCCGGACAGUGCGGUGCUGGCGGGCGAUGCUGCAGGCGGCUGCAGGUGGCCGAGGGUGCUGUGGCCGCUGGACGGGGUGCCACAGGUGGCCAGGAGGGCGCUGGACGAGGCACCGCCAGAGCCAGCGCCCGGCCCGGGCCACGGCGCGGAGGCGCGCGGAGAGCUCUCGAGCCGCCACGGUCCGUGGCUGGAGCGCCGAGCCGCUGUCUCCAAG
Messenger RNA from Prorocentrum cordatum, 1522 nucleotides. NCBI's taxonomy places the organism in Eukaryota, Dinophyceae, Prorocentrales, Prorocentraceae. The record is from the annotation of a GenBank genome assembly.